AUGAAGAAAGAGACGGGGGACGAAGACGGAGAACCGCUCAGCCCGGUGGCGCGUUUGUUCCAAUCGCCUGGCAACAACUGUUGUGUCAUCACCAUGAUCGGUUGCAAAACCAAGAUUAAAGCUGACGUCGUUAUAAGUAGCUUGAAGCAAAAUGUUUCCAAGCAUCCUCGUUUCUCCAGCAAAUUGUCUAAUGAUGGUUCAAGUUGGAUUAAGACCCACGUCAACGUAGAAGACCAUGUGUUUGUAGUAGAUAUAGACUUAGAGAAGAUCCAGGAAGAUGGAGAAAGUCUCGUUAAGGACUACAUUUCACGUCUUACGAUGUUUCCUCUCGAUAAAUCAAAGCCUUUGUGGGACAUUCACAUCCUCAACGUCAAUACAUCUGAUGCAGAAGCGGUUUGUGUAGUAAGAUCUCACCAUUCAUUAGGAGACGGAACAUCCCUUAUGUCUCUCCUAGUCGCAUGCACUCAAAAGACACCAAACCACGACACAGUUUCGCCUGUUAAUGUUCUUAAACGGCGUAAAACAGUGCAUAAAGACAAGAUCCCAUGGUUCUUGAGGUUGGUACUAGCGGCUUCUUCAUCAGUGAGAUUGAUUUGGAACACUUUCGUGGAUCUUUUUCUGGUCUCGGCAAUUCCUCUGUUCUUAAAGGAUACAAAGACGCCUCUAAAAGCUGGUGUGGGUGUCGAGAGUAAUCCGAAGAAAUUUUGUCACCGGAUUGUCUCAUUGGAUGACUUAAAACUUAUAAAGGAAGUUAUGAACAUGACUAUCAACGAUGUCCUGCUCGGAGUUACACAAGCUGCUCUUUCACGCUAUCUCAACAACUUUCCUGGAAAAAUACGUCUUACCGCUGGUGUCCUCGUAAACUUAAGGUCAAACAUUGGAAUUCAGGCAUUAACAAUACAUUUCCUAAGUUAUGCGGGAAAGAUGAUAAUCUCGAUAGGUGUCGAUUCUACGGCCAUACCCAAUCCUCACAAGCUUUGUGAUGAAAUGGAGGACUCUCUCAAAGCUAUGAAAGCCACUCUCCUAGAAAGAGGGUUACUCUAA
Molecule: messenger RNA, 1044 nt
Organism: Microthlaspi erraticum
Lineage: Eukaryota; Viridiplantae; Streptophyta; Magnoliopsida; Brassicales; Brassicaceae
Source: the annotation of a GenBank genome assembly